Mytilus trossulus (common blue mussel) is the source of this 2030-nucleotide messenger RNA. Its product is annotated as putative ferric-chelate reductase 1. Gene Ontology annotation, cellular component: membrane. The record is from RefSeq and is a predicted model, not a curated record. Lineage: Eukaryota; Metazoa; Mollusca; Bivalvia; Mytilida; Mytilidae. The transcript is spliced from 14 exons. The coding region runs from base 6 to 1820 and encodes 604 amino acids.
GGUAUAUGUGUGUAUAUAUCCCUCAGCCGGCCCUCAUCACUACACAUACAUACUCGCAUACAUCAGUUGCUAACAUGUCACACAAAGGAUGGAUAUUGAAAGUAUAUGGAAUUAUUUGCUGUUGUCAAUUAGUUUCAGGGUUUGCAGCAGGACCACCAUUUUCAACAUGUCUGACCCUCUUCCCAAAACAUAACGGACUAGAAGCACAAACAACAGAACCACCAUAUACAAUACAUAUACAGGAAACUGAAUACAUUCCUGGACAAGAUAUUCACAUAUCCGUUCGAGGGAAGCAUGAAAGAAAGUUUAUGGGUUUGCAAAUAGCCGUUCAUCGUGACAAAGGAGACACGGAGGAACUUAUGGGAGAAUUUACCAGUUUUCCAUCAGACAAACUGAAAGCAAUUAACUGCAUAGAUGGCAAAAAGAACAUGAUUGGUCAUAAGAACAAAGAGAUUGUUAAAGAAGCCAAUAUUACAUGGAAAGCGCCAUCUGUAAAUCAGGGAAAUCUAACGAUUCAUUUUUCCAUUGUGGAGAAUUUUGACAACUUCUGGCAAAAUAUCCUGAAACCAUUGCCAUCACAAGUUGAUAUUCCUGUUGUUCCUGUAAAGCAGAUUAGUAAACUCGAGAACAUUAAUGUGGACUUCGAAGAAUGUGGUAAAAGUUUAGGUUGUAUUCUGUAUCCUUCCUACUGCACGGGAGAUAACUGUUACGCAGGCGCGACAUUUGAAGAUGAAGGCAACCGUACAAGGUUCAAAACCUUUGUAGGAAUUAAUGAAGGCUAUAUAUCAUUAGGAUUUUCGGACGAUCGACUAAUGGGAGAUGACCAUACGAUAUCCUGCACAUAUAAGGAUGACCACUACACUGUACAACAUGGCUACAAUCCAUUAUAUUUCAACUAUAGGCAGUAUAAGAAAGAUGAAAUUGACGAUAUGACAGUGUCCGUUCAGGAUGGGAAACUUUAUUGUGAAUUUACACGACCGAAAUAUAUGAGUGUGGUGAAUAUGAUGAACCCAGCUGAACGACUAGGGUUUGAUCUCAACAACGACUACUAUGUCAUGAUAGCUUGGGGAUAUGUGCAUAGAGGAUCAGCAGCUGUUACUCAUCAUGUUGAAUUACCCGUGACAACAGCAUCUAAAGUCAACUUUAAAUCCACCAUUAUUUACAGAGGAUCUGCAUUACCAGGUUUAACCCAAACUCAUGCGUUACUGAUGAUAGUAGCUUGGAUAUUAUUUACUGGAUUGGCCACUAUUAUAGCCAGAUAUUUCAAAUCUAGCUUUGGCGAAAAGAUGGCAUUUGGAGCAAAAAUAUGGUUCCAGACGCACAGAGCAGCAGCCGUUAUAGCGGCAAUUAUUACAGCUAUUUCGUUUAUUAUUAUUUUCGUCAAAGUUGACGGCUUUACAGAGGUCGCAGAAGCUCAUGCCUAUGUUGGUAUUGUUUUGAUGGCGGUUACUACUCUCCAAGUUUUUGGUGGGCUUUUAAGACCAGGGCCAGAUUCAAAGAUACGACCGCUAUUUAACUGGGGUCAUUGGUUAAUGGGGAAAACUGCUCACAUUUUAGCAGCUGUAUCAAUAUUUCUGGCUUUUACCAUAAAGUUGAUACCAAAGACACAGAGUACUUUUGGAGUAGUCAUCGCAAGUAUAUGGGUGGUUUGUCAGGUUCUAUGGGAGCUGUUUUAUGAGUUAAGAAGACGAAGAAGAGAAUCACAAGAGAAGAAAGAGAAUUCAAUUUUACAGAAAGCUGAUAUGAUUUUACUAGUUGUCUAUGUUAUCAAUAUGUUAAUUGUGUUAGCUGUCUCCAUUAUGGCUAUUUAUUUCUUUUAGAAAUGAUUUUACAAUUUUGACAUAAUUUGUAUUCAUAUGGUAUAGUUUAUGGAAAUCGACAAACUUAUACUUGUAUGAGUCAAAUAUAACUGAUUCUACAUAAUACCAUUUCGUUCUCAAGAAGUUUGAAGAGAUCUGAAAUACUCUUUUUUAUACAAUUUUUUUUUAUUAUUAUGGUAAAUAUAUAUAUACAUAUCGUGAGCAAUAAAA